AUGGACGCAGGUAAGGCCCCCGGGCUCUACAGUUCUGUUUUGAAUUCCGUCAUUUCAGGAAAACCAAAGAUCUAUCAAGGUGUCCGAGUCAAGAUUACCGUGAAGGAGCUUCUGCAGCAGAGGAGAGCCAAGCAGGCCGUGGUUGAUGACCCCGUUUCCGGAGAAGGCAGUGGCAGUGUCCAGUUCACGGAGACUUUGUCCCCUCCCUGUGCAGCUCCGUACGUAGAAGCAGAACUUCAGUCUCCAUCGUCUGUCUGUUUACCACCUUGGCAGUUCCAGAACUGCACUUCCUGUGAGGAGAUCCCCAGCUACCUGGAGCAGCUUGUAGACUCCUGCCUUCAGCCUGAGCCGCCUUUGGAGGCCUCUUUGGGUGUCGCUCAGGCUCCCUUGCCCUGUUCCUCUGGCAGUUUCCAGCCAGGCGCUCCAUGCCUCAACCAAAGCCUGGGUCCUGUAUCCCCGGAUUCUUCUGAUCCCUCCAGCUCAUUCGAUUACAGCUACUCCCCGCCACAGCUGCUUCCUUUUGCACCACUCAGUUACAGCUCCCCUUCUCCUCUGGAGGCCAAGAGCUGCAUGUACCCACCGUCGGAAGGAAGCCCCUACCAGCAACACACCCAUGUACAGUACAACCCUGCCCCGUCCACAUGCUGCUGCACGUCCUGCGGUUCUCAGCACUUGGACACUUUCAGAGUACAGGAAUAUUUCCCCUAUGCAACCGUGGACUGCAAAGACUACGCCCCUUCUGUCUCCAUGGCAGAUGACUUCUUCCGGAGGGACAGGAGCUGGGACACGUGCUACAGUUAACGGGGAAGCAUCAGUCCGCUGAUGUAGACACAGGGGAUCAGUAGACUGU
This is a messenger RNA of Elgaria multicarinata webbii, 850 nucleotides long. It is a transcript of the gene POU2AF3, whose product is annotated as POU class 2 homeobox associating factor 3. Bases 1 to 801 code for a protein of 266 amino acids. NCBI's taxonomy places the organism in Eukaryota, Metazoa, Chordata, Lepidosauria, Squamata, Anguidae. Gene Ontology annotation, molecular function: POU domain binding; DNA binding. The transcript is spliced from 5 exons. The record is from RefSeq and is a predicted model, not a curated record.